Messenger RNA from Microtus oregoni (creeping vole), 1221 nucleotides. RefSeq names its product metaxin 3 (gene Mtx3). The record is from RefSeq and is a predicted model, not a curated record. NCBI's taxonomy places the organism in Eukaryota, Metazoa, Chordata, Mammalia, Rodentia, Cricetidae. The transcript has 9 exons. Gene Ontology annotation, cellular component: SAM complex. The coding region runs from base 96 to 1034 and encodes 312 amino acids. Gene Ontology annotation, biological process: mitochondrion organization.
GUCAGUCCCUGCUCCUCGUCCCGCCCCCGCCACUCCACGUGCAGGAGAGUGGGCGGCAGGAGUACUUCCGGGUGACGGAGGUCGGCCCCGGCAAGAUGGCGGCCCCCUUGGAGCUCAGCUGCUGGGGAGGUGGCUGGGGGCUCCCUUCGGUGCACAGCGAGUCCCUGGUGGUGAUGGCGUACGCCAAGUUUUCGGGCGCACCCUUGAAAGUCAAUGUCAUAGAUAACACCUGGAGAGGUCCAAGAGGCGAUGUACCAAUUUUGACGACUGAAGACAGCAUUGUUUCUCAGCCUGCAAAAAUACUAAACUUUUUAAGAAAACAGAAAUACAAUGCUGACUGUGAACUCUCAGCAAAACAAGGGGCAGACACCCUGGCUUACAUCGCCCUCCUGGAAGAGAAGCUUCUCCCUGCCGUGCUUCAUACUUUCUGGGUUGAGAAUGACAAUUACUUUACUGUGACAAAGCCAUGGUUUGCCUCCCGUAUCCCUUUCCCUCUGAGUUUAAUCCUGCCCGGAAGGAUGUCUAGAGGCGCACUGAAUAGGAUCCUCUUGACACGGGGAGAGCCGCCCCUCUAUCACAUCCAGGAAGUGGAAGCUCAGAUAUACAGAGAUGCCAAGGAGUGCCUCAACCUCCUGUCAAACAGAUUGGGAACAUCUCAGUUCUUCUUUGGUGACACGCCUUCCACCUUGGACGCCUAUGUGUUUGGUUUCCUGGCACCUCUUUAUAAAGUGCGUUUUCCCAAGGUUCACUUACAAGAGCAUCUGAAACAGCUCUCCAAUCUGUGCCGCCUGUGUGAUGACAUCCUGGGCAGCUACUUCAGACAUGGGCCCACGGGCAUCUCUCCAGCUGGACAAGAAAUGGUAGACGUGAACCUGCGGAAACUCACACAACUUGUAAAUAAGGAAUCCAACUUAAUUGAAAAGAUGGAUGACAAUCUCCGCCAGAGCCCUCAGCUUCUUCCUCGGAAGCUGCCAAUGCUCAAGCUGACUCCAGCAGAAGACGAGAAUAAUUCCUUACAGCGGCUGUCACCCUGACAGUCACAGCCUGUUGCAGCCAAAGUCUUAGGAUUGUUUGCAGUAGUCGCUUAUACUGAGUGCACGGAGACAAAAAGAAAACUGCCGUAAUAGGUCUAAGGAAGACUGUGAAACAGAAGGAGCUGAACGUGACUUUCUUUUUAAACUAGGGAAGCUUUUAUUUCAUCUUGGCAGUGCAUUUUGAAUG